AUGGCUGCUCCUAAUGCCUCUGCUGAUGAGUCGCCGGCUGUACCAUCUCCUGAUGCCACCGCUGCUCCCACUGUUGAACAAGCUAUGGAAGGUUCUGAGAACCAGGAGAUCCCCAGCCCGGCUCAUCCAGAUGAUCCGGACGUUGAGAUCACCCGGAUUGAGUUUGUCGAACCGGGACGACCUACCGUGCUGGCCAAGUGCUCUGCCAAGGAAGAACUUAUGGAGCGCCGCCGGGCCAAGUUGGACAUCACUGGUUAUGCUCAUCUGAGCAUUGAAGAUAUUGUCUCUGGCUAUGUAAAUCAAGUGCACAACAGCCGGGAUCUGGAGAUUGACAUGGUGAAACAAAUACAGCAAGAAUCUGAGGCCGCCGUCAAGCAAUUUGAAUCGAAGAUCUCUGAUUUAAAGAACCGCCUGAAGACUCAAGAAAAUGAAACCCAAAAGGCCAACUCCAAGUUUGAAUUCAGUGUAUCUGCUCAAGAGAAACUGAAGAAGAAAUUUGAAGCAGAGAGAAAAUCCUGGGCGGAUGAAAAGACGGCUUUGCUCAGCCGGGCCGAACAAGCCCCAGGAGCUCCAAUCUUAAUCAAAACAUGCUGA
Aegilops tauschii subsp. strangulata is the source of this 594-nucleotide messenger RNA. The record is from RefSeq and is a predicted model, not a curated record. Lineage: Eukaryota; Viridiplantae; Streptophyta; Magnoliopsida; Poales; Poaceae.